Molecule: messenger RNA, 574 nt
Organism: Phanerochaete carnosa HHB-10118-sp
Lineage: Eukaryota; Fungi; Basidiomycota; Agaricomycetes; Polyporales; Phanerochaetaceae
Exons: 1
Coding region: 247-546 (99 amino acids)
Source: RefSeq, a predicted model, not a curated record
GGGACACAGUCAAUCGGGUUCUCUCCUCGAGCGAGUGACUCAAACAAGUCGUCGCUAGACGUCAAGGCAAUCAUCGGCGGAACAAUCGGCGGCGCUGCCGUCGUAGUGUUUGCCAUCCUUGGCGCGCUGUUUCUCCGCAGAUACCACAGGCGGACCUUCAACGCUGUCCCGACGGCGCCGAGUAUCAACAACUAUGACGAGGUGCCCAAGUCACCCGGAUCCGGGUGGCACGUUGAGCCAUUCACGAUGGCGUCUCCGACGCAGACAUUUGAGCACGCGGGGUUCCAGCCCCCGCUGAAGAUGCCGGUCGUCCCGAAUCGCCCGGGUGAGCACGGGUCGCCAAGCACGACGGGCCGUGUGCUCUCGCCGCUGACAUCGUCCGUGAUCUUCAUCGACGACGAUCGAAGCAUCAACGUCGCGCCGCCGUCGUACCGCGGCCACGACUCCCAGUCUUCAAUACCACCGUCUCCCGGCGCACAGACGACACAGACGACGCAGACGGGCGUGUCGGCGGCUUUCAGCACGCGCGCGACGUGCGGAGUCUAAGGCCCGUACGCUGAUAUAUUGUAAUUUC